UAAAAAACAAAACAUUAAUUGUUAAAAAAAAAAGAAAAAAAUCUUAAUGAAUCAUAGCGAUAGCGAAGUUAGUUAUUGACUUUCAUCCAAACAGAAAACCCGAUUUUUGAGUGUCAACAGUCAGUGACCGCCGACAAUGGCGGCCACGCCACCCCUUCCGCCAUUUCCGGCAACUUCAACCAAAUCCCUCAAACUCUCUCACUCUCCACUUCUUCUCUCCUCAAAAAACCGUUCCAAUUUCAUCACAAGUUGCGAAAUCAGAAGAAGCUUCGAGAAUCAUCGUAAUUGGACAAUUGAACAUUUCUCAAACAUGAACAACAGAGAUUCCAUUCACAGCAAUAACAGCAAUUCUUUUUCUUCUUCAUUGGUUUCUGCUACUGCUUCUCAACUUCCUAUGAAGAAUUCUAAAAAAGUUGUUCUUUUUUAUUCUGCUGAAACCAAAUCUCUUGCUUACAAUAUUGCUUCUGAAUCUGAUGCCAUUGAACUUCGUUCCAUUUCAUGGGGAAAGUUUCCUGAUGGCUUCCCCAACAUUUUCAUUCCCAAUGCUCAAGGCAUUCGUGGACAGCACGUGGCUUUUCUGGCCUCAUUCAGCUCUCCGGCAGUGAUAUUUGAGCAGAUUCCAGUCAUUUAUGCCUUGCCAAAACUGUUUGUUGCCUCAUUUACACUUGUGCUUCCUUUUUUCCCAACCGGAACUUCUGAAAGAAUGGAGGAUGAAGGGGAUAUCGCCACUGCUUUUACUUUGGCUAGGCUUUUGUCAAACAUACCGAUUUCUAGAGGAGGACCAACAAGUUUGGUCACAUUUGACAUUCAUGCUUUGCAGGAGAGGUUCUACUUUGGUGAUAACAUUUUACCAUGCUUUGAGAGUGGCAUACCAUUGCUUAAAAGAAGACUCCAAGAUCUGCCUGAUUCUGACAAUAUAUCAAUUGCUUUUCCCGAUGAUGGUGCUUGGAAACGAUUUCAUAAGCAACUUCAGCAUUUUCCAACGGUAGUUUGUGCAAAAGUUCGGGAAGGAGAUAAACGAAUAGUCCGAAUUAAGGAGGGAGAACCUAAAGGUCGCCAUAUUGUGAUUGUUGAUGAUUUGGUUCAGUCAGGUGGAACCCUGAUAGAAUGCCAGAAAGUUUUGGCAGCUCAUGGAGCAUCAAAGAUUAGUGCUUACGUGACUCAUGGCAUUUUUCCAAAUAAAUCUUGGGAACGCUUUGGACAUGAUAAUGGGGGGAAUCCAGAGAGUGCAUUCACAUACUUCUGGAUUACAGACUCAUGUCCCUUAACAGUGAAGGAGGUGAUGCAUAGGCCACCAUUUGAGGUUCUGAGCCUAGCAAGCUCCAUAUCAGCCAGUCUUCAAAUCUGAUGAGAAUGUAAUCUUAUAAUUUCAUCUUAUCCUCCCAAUGAAAUGGAUACAAUAAGAGACAUGGUUAAACUUUAAAGUUAAUAAUAGAAAUAAUAGUGAUAGUUAGAGUUGAGCUCUUUUAGUUUGCGGCCUAUAUGGCAUCUAGACAGAACUUGCAAGGGAAUAAAAGAUGGUCUAUAUUGGCUUAUUCUUCCUACUGUAUUCUCUCUCCAACUUUAUCAUGAGUUUUUCUUUGGAAAAGGAAAAAUAAAAUAAAAAUCCUUUUAUCAGAAAA
Molecule: messenger RNA, 1622 nt
Organism: Trifolium pratense (red clover)
Lineage: Eukaryota; Viridiplantae; Streptophyta; Magnoliopsida; Fabales; Fabaceae
Product: ribose-phosphate pyrophosphokinase 4-like
Exons: 7
Coding region: 137-1348 (403 amino acids)
Biological process (GO): 5-phosphoribose 1-diphosphate biosynthetic process; purine nucleotide biosynthetic process
Cellular component (GO): cytoplasm; ribose phosphate diphosphokinase complex
Molecular function (GO): ribose phosphate diphosphokinase activity; magnesium ion binding
Source: RefSeq, a predicted model, not a curated record